Messenger RNA from Amaranthus tricolor (Joseph's coat), 2317 nucleotides. RefSeq names its product protochlorophyllide-dependent translocon component 52, chloroplastic-like. The transcript has 5 exons. Bases 343 to 1971 code for a protein of 542 amino acids. The record is from RefSeq and is a predicted model, not a curated record. Gene Ontology annotation, molecular function: chlorophyllide a oxygenase activity; 2 iron, 2 sulfur cluster binding. Lineage: Eukaryota; Viridiplantae; Streptophyta; Magnoliopsida; Caryophyllales; Amaranthaceae.
AUCUACGUAAUUCUUUCGUGUACUUAAUUUUUUAUCUUAUUCUUUUACAACAAACUAGAAAGUAACUUUUCUUUAUGGUUACAAAUUCAGAAUAAUUUGUAUGCUUUUCCAGUCAUAAAAUUCUGGCUGCAAAUUUCGUGGAUUCAAUCAUUAAGCUCAUGAAUAGUCGUCAGAAUGUGGGCCUGGGCAAUGACUAUAUCAAUAUGUUUUGUCACUUACUUUUUUUUAGCCACAUGGUGUGCCUCUAUCCACAAAUACUAUCAUCAGUCAUCAGAUAAGGUAUGACGCUUCGUAAAAUCUUGGGAAUUUGCCUCUGUAAUCUCCUAGAACAAUUAACUAGCCAUGGCUCAGAUAACAACAUUAUCAGUCAGAAUACCAACAUUCAACUCUGCAACCUAUGAAAACAUCUCAUUUACAAGAAUUAGUGCUUGUAAUCAGUUAUUUCCAUCAGUAGCUGAUUCUACAUGUAAAUACAACAGGGUUAUUACUACUACCAUUAAGACUAAAUCUUUUAAUAGUCCUACUGCAGCAAUUUCUGGUACUUCUUCCUUACCAUCCACCGAAGAAAGCAUUGAUUCAUCGGAUCAACCACAAGUUGAGAAUGCCCGGGAGAAGUUUGAUUGGUAUGCUCAAUGGUAUCCGGUGAUGCCAGUUUGUGAUUUAGAUAAAAGGAAACCAACUGGUAAAAGGGUUAUCGGACUUGAUGUGGUCGUCUGGUGGGAUAGGACUGAAUCUCAGUGGAAAGUUUUUAACGAUUUAUGCCCUCACCGAUUGGCUCCUCUCUCAGAAGGCCGAAUUGAUCAAUGGGGGAGGCUUCAGUGCGUGUACCACGGCUGGUGUUUUAAUGGAUCUGGUCAAUGUAAACUCAUUCCUCAAGCUCCUCCUGAUGGCCCUCCAGUUAAUACCUCAAAGAAAGCGUGCGUAGCUGUAUAUCCGAGUGUUGUCCAGAAUGGCAUUGUCUGGUUUUGGCCGAAUACGGAUCCUCAAUUUAAGGAUAUUCUUCAGAAGAAAAAACCUCCAUUCUUGCCUGAACUUGAUGAUCCUUCUUACUUCAGUUCAUUUACUAACAGAGACUUAAAUUAUGGUUAUGAGGCACUCAUGGAAAACCUUAUGGACCCAGCUCAUCUUCCUUAUGCACACUACGGUAUAGUGAAAUCACCACCUCCAAAAAUAAAGGUUGAUAGAGAAGGUGGAAUGCCUCUAAACAUGAGUGUUAAGCAUAUGGACAUCAAUGGCUUCUCUACAAAGCGAGAGUGGGGUGCCGGUGCCUUCUUUGCACCUUGCGUCUACUAUGCGUUUCCCAAUCCGUAUUCAUCUCCAGAAAAUGGCAAUGGAUCAGUCUUAAAACAGAAAAGACUUGUUUUCAUAUUCAUUUGUAUUCCAGUAAGUCCAGGAAAAAGCAGAGUAAUAUGGUCAUUCCCAAGAAACUUCACUGUUUGGAUCAACCGAAUCAUACCAAGAUGGGUGUUCCAUAUGACCGAAAACUUGGUUAUUGAUUCCGAUCUUUAUCUUCUUCAUUAUCUGGAACGAAAAGUUUUAGAGUUUGGUCCAGCCAACUGGCAUAAAGUCUGUUAUUUGCCAACAAAAUCAGAUGCUGCUCUUUCUGGGUACAGAAGAUGGUUGAUCAAAUAUUCACAAGGCCAAGUGGAAUGGAAUACCAGGUUCAGUGGUACUUCUCUUCCCCCAACUCCUUCUCGAGAAAUACUAAUGGACAGGUAUUGGACUCAUGUGGUGAACUGUUCUAGCUGUAAUGCUGCAUAUAAAGGACUUAACAUAGCUGAGAUGGCACUUCAGGUCUCGGCUUUUGGUUUGCUUGGCGUAGUUGCGUUAACUAAGCAGGGAACACUGACCAUAAUCCAACGGACUGCCAUUUUUUCGAUAGCUAUCCUCUUCUUUUUAGCCUCGAAAUGGUUAUCUCGGUUCAUUUACAAGACUUUUCAUUUUCAUGAUUAUGACCAUGCUCUAAAAUAAGCCACUUGUCUGAUAAAACUCGAAACAAUAAGGGCGUACUCUUUCUCUCCUAGAAUCUCAUCUACCUAUUUUUUUCACACUCCGUUUUGUACAUGUAGCAAUUUCUUUGGGUCAGAGGGAGUACUUUAUUCUCACAAUUUAAAAUUAAAUGUGUAAAUAUAAUAUCAUUUCAUUUUGAAGGUCACUUUUUGUGUAUAAACAGAAUGUAUUUAAAGAGUAGACUACAAAGUUUAAUUUGAGGAAUUGAAGCAUUAUAGUUUGGUAAUGAUCAGUGGAACAAUUGUGUACUUUUGUGUUAGUUAUCAUUUUAAACUAGGAAUGAAAAUCUCUCUCUCCCCUUAAUUAA